UUCGAUAUAAGGCUCUACGCAUCUUAUACCAGGGCACCUUUGUUGCGACGAUCACGUAUGCGGCGGCGUGCUGGGCCGAGAGGGCGACGUUGCACGUCGUGCGGUCGCAGCUUCUCAAGGCGCAGAGGGGGCCACUCAUCCUCCUCACUAAGGCAUACCGUACCACCAGUACCUCUGCGCUGGCGGUCUUAGCGGGCGUCCUGCGUGCGGACCUGGAGGUCAUCCGUGCUGGCAAGAUAGAUCUGGAGCGCCAGUCCGCGACCAGGCUGGAGUUGAGCAGUCGGAAGCGCGAGAUUGGGUCCGCUGUGGUUGACUUGUGGCAGCAACGCUGGGCGAGCGAUGAGAGAGGCAGUCAUCUUCGACGAUUUUUCCCAACGGUGACGGGGAGGCUCGAGGCGACUUGGGUAUCCCCGGACUAUGAAACCGUGAAUGUGGCGAGAGUGACGAGGACGCGCACCACGUUCUGUGGGAGUGCCGUUUGUAUGAGGAUCUCCGGAGCAAGAUGCUGGAUGGGAUGGUGCAUGCGGAGGCGGGUCCGGUGUACUACCGGGACCUGGUCACUUCGGAGGCGAACUUUCGAGGACUGCGGGAGUUCGCACACGCGUGGCACAGGCGACGGAGCUGCUCAGAAGUCCGGCGAGGUCAGAGAGGGAGACGCGGAGGGGAGGAAGUCCAGGGGGAGCGCGCCGAUGAGGAGGACUCGAGGAGCAGCAUCGAGGAGGGGAGCGACAUCAGCACGGAGGAUGAACGCGCGAGUACUAUAGCGGAAGUGGGAAACAGGAGACACCACGAUCGGCGACGGGAAUCCGCUGUGUUGUGCCGUCUGCCCCAGAAAGGGGAGAGUGACCGCGAUAGGGACAAGGAGAUGACAGAGAAAUAAUUUGUAGGGAGUCAAGAAGGCGCCCCGGGAAACAAGUACCGAACGGGCGCCCUCCCGCGUUUCGGCCCAUAUAACCGAGAGGUUGGUGGGGCCAUGGGUGGUUGGAGGGUUGAUCCUUGCCUGCCUGGCACAAGAGGCGGAACAGCUCGGAGCCGUGAUCAAGGACCUGCGCAAGGAGAGGAACGGAUCCGGACCGCGCGGCACGCGGGGAUCUGUGUAUUGUGUUCGUCUGCCCCAGAAAGGGGAGAAAGACAAAAGGGACAAAGA
Molecule: messenger RNA, 1147 nt
Organism: Maniola jurtina (meadow brown)
Lineage: Eukaryota; Metazoa; Arthropoda; Insecta; Lepidoptera; Nymphalidae
Exons: 2
Coding region: 503-880 (125 amino acids)
Source: RefSeq, a predicted model, not a curated record